AUGCCGUCGGUUUCGAAAACGGCGGCGAGCGCUUCUCCUCAAACCGAGAAACCAACCCACUAUACAUAUUUGAAGGAGUUCAGGACAGAACAGUGUCCGCUGUUUUUGCAGCACAAAUGCACGCAGCACAGACCCUUUACCUGUUUUCAUUGGCAUUUUCUAAACCAGCGAAGACGGAGACCGAUACGAAGGAGAGAUGGAACUUUUAAUUACAGCCCCGAUGUGUACUGCACAAAGUACGAUGAAACGACUGGCAUAUGCCCAGAUGGAGACGACUGCCCUUACUUGCAUCGGACCACUGGUGAUACAGAACGCAAGUACCACUUACGCUACUAUAAGACUGGUACCUGCAUCCAUGAAACAGACGCCCGGGGGCACUGCGUAAAAAAUGGCCUCCACUGCGCCUUCGCCCACGGCCCCCAUGACCUCCGGCCACCAGUCUACGACAUUAGAGAGAUCCAAGCACAAGAAGCUUUACAGAACGGCCAGUUAGGCUCUGGAGAGGGAAUCCCGGACCUGCAGCCAGGAGUUUUAGCCAGCCAGGCCAUGAUCGAAAAAACUCUUAUUGAGGAUCCACGAUGGCAGGACACAAAUUUUGUUUUGGCCAACUAUAAAACAGAGCAAUGCACCAAGCCCCCUCGUCUAUGCAGACAAGGCUACGCCUGUCCUCAUUACCAUAACAGUCGAGAUAGAAGAAGAAAUCCACGCAAGUUUAAAUACAGGUCAACGCCGUGUCCGAGUGUAAAACACGGUGAUGAAUGGGGAGAGCCAUCCAAGUGUGAAAGUGGAGACACUUGUCAGUAUUGCCACUCACGCACUGAGCAGCAGUUUCACCCAGAGAUCUACAAGUCUACGAAAUGCAAUGACAUGAAGCAAACUGGAUACUGUCCGAGGGGGCCAUUCUGUGCUUUUGCACAUGUAGAAAGAAUUCCUUCUACAGAGGAGACCAUGAGCACACUGCUAACAGCAAUGCAGUCAAGCACCCAGGCUAAGCUAGCCUCUCACCAGUUUUCCGAGUGUCUCGGCAGUGAUUGGAGCAACAACACAAGUUCCAUAAUCAGCGGCAUGACCAACAAUGGCCAAACAACAAGCGUGUCAUGCUCUAAUAGUCCAACUGUAACACCCAGCUCAGGAAGCACCAGUUCAUUGUCCCCAAUUGGACCUCUCGGCAGGCCCAAAAGCUUUACUAAUGGUAGCUUAUGUUCAGAGUCCACCACGUCCAGUGUUUCUUCUCCGACGUCUAACUAUCCCAAAGCUCCGGGCUUUGAGCGGGAGGACCAGGCCAAGAACCAUAAAGGACAGCCCGGAGAUCAUCAAAAGUUUAUGGACCAAGAGAAGCAGAGCCACAGCAGCAUUUUUUCUGUAGUGAAUCCACUGGCCUCCAGCAUAACAUCAAGCAUCACGUCCAGCUUGGCUUCCAGCAUCGGCUCUGAUAGCUCCUCCCCCACAACCUUAUCAACCAUGAAUGCAAAAGCCACCCCUUUCUAUCCUGGGAGCAAUACGGUCGAGUCAGUAAUAGGUUCUGCACUUGACCUGAAUUUUAAUGAUAUCAACGUUGCCUCUCUUGACAAAGAUUUUGAGGACCAAGAAAAUAAUGGUUUUGGUUUAACAAGUCAGAGGUUAUUAGGAGGCUCUGAUCCUGUCAACAUUCCUGGGUCCCUGGCACGGUGUUCCUCUCUGCAUUCCUCUUCCUCUCUGUCCGCCUCCCCACUAAGCUCUUUGUCCCAGUCCCUGUCUCAAUCCUUGCUCAGUGGAAUGGCCCCUCAACAAAGCCAGACGCAGGGCCCAUCCAUAAAAACAGAUCCCAGCCUUCUAGGGACGCCAACGUCUACCCAAAACUCCUUAGGGUUAAAUGGUGGAACUGGCAGCAUAUGGGACUUCAUGAGCGGCAGCCUCUCCCCGAGUCCCUCUCCUGUGUUUAGCAGCCUUAGUUCAAGUAUGGUUGGCUCCAGCAGCGCAGAUCUUGGCAGACUGCUUCGUGAGCUGGACGACGCCAAGCGUAAGAUCAAGCAGUGGGAAGAUGCCUGGCACCAGGUCAAACAGGCAUGUGAGGCGUGGCAGAAAGAUGCCGAAGAGGCAAAAGAGCAGGCCAAGGCGGCUGAAGUAGAGCGUCAGCUGGCCGAGCAGAAGCGCAAGGAUGCCGAGCUCAAGCUCAAAGAACUGCAAGGAGACUUUGACACGAUGUGCCGCUCACCCAGCACACCUCUGCUGCACAGCUACGGAGACCUGGACCAACUCCCACUGCCCAAACUGCACUCUAUCCAGAACCAGCUGCGCUCAGACCUGGAACUUAUAGAUGGGGUAAUAUAUCAGCUUCAGUCAAAGAAAUGUAUAGUUUGCCAAAAGCAUGAUCGUUGUAUUGUCCUGCAGCCGUGCCAACAUUAUGUACUUUGUGAGAACUGUGCGCCGAGCAAAUCAGAAUGUCCUUACUGUAAGACGAAAAUAUUAAAGUGGUGAUGUCCAGCUAUAUAAGGUACUAUUUAAAGAUCUAGCUCUUUGAAGAACUACUAAUACAUACAAAGCUUACAGUUUCUACAUAGCAUUAUUUGCUUCAGUAUUUCGUAUAGUGAUUUAAUUGAUAGAUUUAUCAGAAUUGAAUAAAUGGUGUUUGACUGAUCUAUAUAAAUCAAUACAAGUACUUACUUACAUGCAACACAAGUACUUAAAUGCAAUACAGUUUUGUUUUUCUUUACUAGUCGAUUAUGAAUUUUCUUUAAGCAUUAGUAUUCCCCUGGAGAAUCAAAACUGCAUUUGUGCUCCUUGAUCCCUAGUCUUGAUUUGACUGUUAAUAACAGAAACAUCAGUCAAACAUCAUUACUGCUUUGUAAAGAGAAUUGAUUUCUUGUAUAAAAAGCACUUUGUUGACCUGGAAAUUUGUCAAAUGAUAUUUUAAAAAUGCUUCAAGCUGCUUUUGUAGAUUUUUUUUAUUGUUAAUGUUAUUUUUAAAUUUCCUUUUUGUCCCUGAUAUGCUA
This is a messenger RNA of Trichomycterus rosablanca, 2972 nucleotides long. RefSeq names its product unk like zinc finger (gene unkl). Lineage: Eukaryota; Metazoa; Chordata; Actinopteri; Siluriformes; Trichomycteridae. The record is from RefSeq and is a predicted model, not a curated record. The transcript has 16 exons. Gene Ontology annotation, molecular function: metal ion binding. The coding region runs from base 1 to 2457 and encodes 818 amino acids.